Phaeoacremonium minimum UCRPA7 is the source of this 1251-nucleotide messenger RNA. RefSeq lists its product as hypothetical. NCBI's taxonomy places the organism in Eukaryota, Fungi, Ascomycota, Sordariomycetes, Togniniales, Togniniaceae. The record is from RefSeq and is a predicted model, not a curated record. Bases 1 to 1251 code for a protein of 416 amino acids. The transcript has 2 exons.
AUGAGCGAGGAAAUCGAUACGACAUUGGCUGUAGCGCGGUUUGCUCCAGUGCUGAAUGUUCUUGAGAUGACAUUUUGCCGGGCCUUCCAGUCCUUGCCCGGAUGUGUUCUCACCGACAUCUUUGGGCCUGGAGACUACUCGGAUGUCGGUUUGAACAACUUGCCGCCCUCAUUCGAAGGCCGUAAUGUCCCGGCCCAUUUACGAACCAAGAACACAGGGUACCAUCGACAGUCUCCCGAUGUUGAUAUCGCGAGUUUCCCUGAUGCGAGAAAGAAGCAACUGCUUGACAAGCGAAACACCCUGCGCCGCCCUGCGGCCCUAUUGAAAGCAGACUAUCUACAAGCCAUGGAGCAAGUAGCCGAAGAAGCCAACCUGAGUCUCAAAGGCUUUUUCCAUUUCUCUGAGUCAUUGGAAAAGGUGUCCAAGGUUCUAAUCGCGAGCCCCCAACCCCUUGUGGCAGCUUUCAGACAGAAGGUCGACGAAUUGCGACAGCUCAGGGAUGUUUUGGGGCUCGCACAGGCUCUUACGAGUCAAAAGCUCAAAUAUACCUCAUGGGAGAAUGCGUGCUUCUUUGCGGCCCUGUUCGCACAACGCCGCAGAGAAAAGGAUGAGAACGCAGAGCCCUUGACGGCGUUAUCCCUGUGCCUCGUUUAUCGCGACUGGCUGCACUACCGCGGCUUUGUGAACGAUGAGGACAUUCAAGAGCUCGAGCGGAUAUUCGGGGAUCUUACACUGGCACUGCUGUGGAUAACCGGGUUCUUGGCCAAUAGGUCAAAACGAUGCGAUGGGUCGGACCUCAUGUGCGACCGCGGUUAUCGCGGAAAAUAUGGCCUCGAGGCUUAUAGAAAGACAAAAGAGCUGUUUGAUCGGAUCUACGAGAAGCGACUCGCUGCCGUUGGCGUCUUCUAUGGGAGACAAGAGGAAGCCGACAUCCGCGAAGCAUUGCAGGAUGCAGAUCUUGCUAUGACCAAAGACGGCAUAUGGAUUAGUCGGUGUUAUGACUGCGAUGAUGGGGUCAUCGCAGAGGGUGUCACAGAAGGUGUUGCGAUGGAUAUCACAGACAAUAUCGUAGAGGAUGAUGCAGAGGAUCCUGCGGAGGAUGGCGAUUGGGAUAUCCGGAAGGAUAUCGCUGAGGAUGUGAUCGUCAGACUCGUCGGCGAUCUAGACCUGAACGCUGGGGCUUACAGCGACGAAGGAAACGACCACAACUUGGAAUUCACUUGCCGAAACGACAGCCUUCGAUUCAAAUAG